Messenger RNA from Saxophila tyrrhenica, 459 nucleotides. RefSeq lists its product as uncharacterized. Bases 1 to 459 code for a protein of 152 amino acids. The record is from RefSeq and is a predicted model, not a curated record. Lineage: Eukaryota; Fungi; Ascomycota; Dothideomycetes; Mycosphaerellales; Extremaceae. The transcript has a single exon.
AUGGAAGACGCAGUGCUUCCGUCCGCCAAAGACCACCUCGAACAUGUCCCCCGAAUUAUUCUGACCGGCGCUAUCAAGCAAUCGACUAAGAAGAAAUGGGACGCCAUCUUCCUCGAUAAGGAGAGUAGAGUAGCUAACGAUAUGACGGAAACGAAGAAAGACCUAAGUCUGGUCGAAGCUCCACUCUGGCAUCUGCCUGCAUGCUACUGCGACCUGCCUUGUAGAUUCGAGCCUUACUACGAUAUCGUUCGUCGUCGCGAAGGCGUGCAAGACGAGGAUGAGAAAUUCGAUUCGGCACAGUAUGAGUUCAACAACGAGGUUAUGAUGCUAGAUGCGGUUACGAGAAGACGAGUCGCUCGAGUGCGUCCUACGUCACGAAAGCGUUACGACGGGGUGGAAGACUGCUGUGGAACCGGUAGAGGAAGGGAGAGUGGUUCGACAUGGAAACACGGUGCAUAG